UACUGGAAAAAAAAUAAAACAUUUGCACAGUUUUCAUCUAAAUUGACCAAUUAUACUUGCACUAAUACGCUACACUUAUAAUUGGUUUUAAAACAUAAAUUUAUUCGACUCGUUUAGAAGAGAUAAUUAAGCGAUUUUACAAUUUACCAAUAAAUAUUAUAAUAAUUUUUUGACUGUUAAGUUUUGUGGAAAAGGGUGAUUGUGAUGAAUACAACGAGCGGAGGAUCGGAGCACUCACACAGACCGGAUACUGCUUCAUCAUUAGCCAGUGCAGCCUCGGCCACCCAGAUUGUGACGAGAGAGACGCACACUGAGCUUGACAGUGGCCCUGAAGACUUGCAGUGGUGUGAACAACUUCCGGACCAGCCUGGACUGCCUUCAGGAUUCCAGCAACUCACUGACCAGGACUACCUGAAUGUGCGAACUACUCUUGAGAGUCGGGAGAUGUGUUGUGGGGCGGGCAUGAAUUACCAUGUGUUGAAUGAACAGGGGGAGCUGGUCUACACUGUAUCCGAGGACACUACUAUGUUUUGCAGACACAUAUGCGGACCACACAGGAGCAUGUUUUUGUCUGUCUUCAACGAGAGCGGGAAGAUAGUAGCUCUGUUUGUGAAGCCCUGGAGGUGUGACGCAUGCUGGAUUCCCUGCUGGUGGCACAAGAUUAUGCUCCAAACUCCCGAGGACCACUUCGUCGGCUGGAUCCGACAGAGAUUCGCCAUCGGGGACGCCCAGAUGGACAUCCAGGAUGAGACGGACGAGACCGUCUACCAGAUCAAAGAAGGUCCUACGUUUGCAAUGAGGUGCAGCACCUCCUUCACCUACGGCAUCUAUAACGAAGACGGGGACUCGGCAGAUGGCGAGAUCACCAAAUUCGACGCCAAACACGAAGACUUCCCGAUCAAUAUGAGUCACGAGGACUUCCUCGUCCGAUUCCCAGAGGAUGCCAACGAGAAGGAGAAGAUGCUGAUUCUGGGGGCCGCCUUCAUGCUCAACUUCAUGUACUUCGAAAUAACCUAACUAUUUGUUAUAACCGAUGCUUGUUAUUAGAAAACUAAUUGCAAGAGUGGGGCGUACAAUUAUGUGGAGGCAAUACAACAGUGUCGAAGUACAUCAUUCCUCAAAAAGAAAAUUAUGAUCAACUGUGCCGAAAAUCAUAAAUUUUC
Molecule: messenger RNA, 1163 nt
Organism: Symsagittifera roscoffensis
Lineage: Eukaryota; Metazoa; Xenacoelomorpha; Acoela; Convolutidae
Product: phospholipid scramblase 1-like
Exons: 5
Coding region: 205-1017 (270 amino acids)
Biological process (GO): plasma membrane phospholipid scrambling
Cellular component (GO): plasma membrane
Molecular function (GO): phospholipid scramblase activity
Source: RefSeq, a predicted model, not a curated record